AUGGAGACAGAUCACAUCAAGCUACUCAACAAAGUCUGUCAAGAUGUGAUGAAUGAGUUUUCUCCCGAUUCGGAGGAGGAGACGCGUCGUCAAAGGCUUUUCCACGAACUUCAGUCAUUCAUCCGUGGGCAGUUCGCAGGUGCCCAGCUCACGCUCUAUGGCUCAUCGUGCAAUGGGUUUUGUCGUGUACAGAGUGAUCUAGACAUUUGUCUUACUAUUGACAGUAACAAAGAUGGCAAGGACCGUCAAGGCGCAGAUAUUAUCCAGCAGGUGGCGAGAAAGCUACGCAAACGCAAGGGCCUGCGCCAGAUCCUCGUCCUCACCAAAGCCAAAGUGCCCAUCGCGAAGUUCUACCACGAACCAACUGGUCUUGAGUGCGACAUUAGCCUAAAUAACACAUUGGCGCAACACAACACGAGGCUCCUGAAGGCGUACAGCAAGAUUGAUGAGCGGGUCCGAAUACUUGGUUACACUUUUAAGCACUUUGCAAAGAUCUGUGACAUUGGUGAUGCGUCUCGGGGAAGCCUGUCAUCGUAUGCGUACAUCCUCCUGACAAUCUAUUACCUGCAGCAGUGCAGCCCACCGGUUAUUCCUGUGCUCCAGGAAUUCUACCCAGAAGGGGACCAGAAACCUGAAGUCAUGGUUGAAGGAUGGAAUGUAUGGUUUUUUGAUGACAUUGAAGUUGUGAAAUCUGUCUGGAAUGAAUUUGGGCACAACAACGAGGACGUUGGUAAGCUGUGGCUAGGCAUGCUCAGGUUCUACACAGAGUUCAACUUCCAAGAACAUGUUGUGAGCAUUCGACAGAGGGCGCCUCUAACGAAGCAUCAGAAGGCUUGGACAUCAAAGUAUAUAGCCAUCGAAGACCGCUGCGACUUUGGGGAUAUGACGAAGAGACUCAUCCGGGACAGGUUUGUCGUCGGGCUCCAAGGCGUGCAACUAUCCGAGGCCUUGCAGAUGGAUCCGCAGCUGACAUUGGCUACGGCGCUGGAUAAGGCGCGCCUCAAGGAAACCGUGCGUCAGCAGCGGCAGAGCCUUCGACCGAAGGUUGUCCACAUCGGGAGCCCGCCAGAACUUCAGGACCAAGGCGUCAUCGUGGACACCGUGGGCCACAAGAAACGACCGCAGCACAAAGAGUGA
This is a messenger RNA of Dermacentor albipictus, 1137 nucleotides long. NCBI's taxonomy places the organism in Eukaryota, Metazoa, Arthropoda, Arachnida, Ixodida, Ixodidae. The record is from RefSeq and is a predicted model, not a curated record.